AUGAAAAAAUCGAAGGACGACUUUAUUUACACAAUUGAAGACGACCAGGAUGUCGUAGACUGUGAUUCAGAAAAGGCAAGUGAACUUAAUCCUUCCUUUUCGUUCGGUGACGAAGAUGUGACCAAGAUAAAAGAUAUCGGCUGGAGUUUCGGCUCAACCAGUGUACCAGAAACAGAUACUCUUGAUGAGAUCAUUAAAAGACAUGGCGGACUUGCUAAAGACCAGAGUCUCAAUGAGAGAGAUGAUAACGAAAAUGAUGCCGAGGAUUUUUCGGACAGCGAUGAAGAGGGUGAUAAGAGCGACGCCAGUGAGGAGGGUGAACAACAGCCAAAUAACACAUCUGCAAAUGAAACAACAGAGGAUACCAUCCACAGCGAGAAUAAUGGAUUCUUUGAAGAUGCAAAAACGGACAACACUACAUACAAAUCAUUUGCGCAUCUCUCACUCUCGCGACCCAUUCAAAAAGGUAUUGCCAACGUAGGCUAUAGCCAGCCCACUCCAAUCCAGUCAUCUGUGAUUCCCGUGGCACUUCUGGGUAAAGAUAUCGUUGCCGGAGCAGUAACAGGGUCAGGUAAAACCGCAGCAUACAUGAUACCAACACUUGAGCGACUGGUCUACCGUCCACAGAAAGUGGCAUCAACGCGGGUAGUGAUUCUGACACCCACGCGAGAACUAGCACUUCAAGUUCAUGAUGUAGGCAGGAAGUUGGGAGCAUUUGUAUCUAACCUGAGAUUUGGAUUGGCUGUCGGUGGUCUGAAUCUGAGAACUCAAGAACAGGACUUGAAAACUCGACCAGAUGUUGUAGUUGCCACGCCGGGCCGAUUCAUCGAUCAUGUACGAAACUCACCUAGCUUUUCGGUGGACAGUGUGGAAAUUCUGAUCGUUGAUGAGGCAGAUCGUAUGCUAGAGGAAGGAUUCGAAGCAGAGUUAAACGAGAUCCUUUCUCUUAUUCCGACUAAGCGACAGACUCUAUUGUUUUCAGCAACAAUGAACAGUAGCAUCAAAUCCUUGAUCAAGCUCUCACUCCACAAGCCUGUUCGUAUCAUGAUUGAUCCACCGAAACAAGCAGCGACUGGUCUCACACAGGAGUUCGUUCGUAUCCGAAAGCACGAGGAGUCACGGCCAGCCAUUCUGGUAUCUUUAUUGCGCAAAAUUAGCCGAAAUCAGCGUGUUAUUGUAUUCGUGGCAAGGAAGCAGAUGUGCCAUCAUCUGCGUAUUGUAAUGGGACUUAUGGGCAUCCGCGUAGGAGAGCUGCAUGGUGCUUUGACACAAGAACAGCGACUUGAGUCGAUCACGGCGUUCAAGAAUCUUCAAGUACCUAUUCUGCUAUGUACAGAUCUUGCUUCUCGUGGUUUAGAUAUCCCCAAGAUCGAGGUGGUUAUCAAUUAUGAACUUCCCUCUACUUACGAGGUAUACCUUCACCGUGUCGGUCGCACUGCUCGUGCGGGUCGUAACGGUACCUCGAUUUCUCUAGUUGGUGACUCGUCCAGCGAGAGACAGGUUGUUAGAUCUGCUAUUAACUCUGCAGCUGAGAUGUCGUCGAAAACUCAAAAGCAGAAAAUUCUUGGUCGAAAUAUCGAUUGGGCCGAGAUCGAGUCUAUCAAGUCUGACAUCGAUAGCAAGAAAGAAGUCGUCGACCAAGUCGUUGGAGAGGAGAAAACUGCCAAGGAACUUGCUUUAGCCGAGCGUGAUGUGCAAAAGGCUGUCAACAUUAUGCAACAUCAAAACGAGAUCAAAUCUCGACCGAAGCGUACUUGGUUCGAUGAUAAUUCGAGCAAGAGCAGCAAAAAACCAAAAUCAAAUCAUCAGAAGAAAAAAGCUGAGGUUGGCAAUGCCAGUUGGUCAUACAAAAAAACUAAGUCGGACCGAGGGGUCAACUCUAAGCGUGGCUCUCAGAGGGCAGUUGUGAAGUCUGGAGCUAAGAAAGCAAAGAAAAUGAUGUCAUCUAAAUAA
Molecule: messenger RNA, 1953 nt
Organism: Wickerhamiella sorbophila
Lineage: Eukaryota; Fungi; Ascomycota; Dipodascomycetes; Dipodascales; Trichomonascaceae
Product: ATP-dependent RNA helicase DRS1
Exons: 1
Coding region: 1-1953 (650 amino acids)
Molecular function (GO): RNA helicase activity; ATP binding; nucleic acid binding
Source: RefSeq, a predicted model, not a curated record